Messenger RNA from Acytostelium subglobosum LB1, 1398 nucleotides. RefSeq lists its product as hypothetical. The annotation marks the transcript as partial. The record is from RefSeq and is a predicted model, not a curated record. Lineage: Eukaryota; Evosea; Eumycetozoa; Acytosteliales; Acytosteliaceae. The transcript is spliced from 3 exons. Gene Ontology annotation, molecular function: asparagine synthase (glutamine-hydrolyzing) activity.
AUGGGGUUCGUUCGUCUUUUGUCAAUGCGUCUCUGCACAUCGCAACACAUAACACAACAUAACAUAACUAGUAUUAUUAUAAUGUGUGGAAUAUCAUUCAUUAUCAAUGGUGUCAAUGUGUUGGAUCCUUUGAACUCUGCAUCAUCUAAUCAACAACAUGUUGGAGACAAAGAAGAAGAUGAUACAUUGUUGUUGUCAGACACACAGUCAUUGUUGGAUGACUUGAUUGUUCGACUCACUAAUCGUGGUCCAGACUCUGUUAUCCAACAAUCAAAGACUAUAAAGACUAUUGGUCAAUCUGGUCAACGACCACCAAUACAUAUAACAAUGGUGGCUUCAGUGCUGGGAAUGCGUGGCGAGCUCACUGUCCAACCCUGUCAAGACGAUCGCGGCAACAUACUAAUGUGGAAUGGUGAGCUGUUUGAUGGAUACGACAUUGGCGUGCAUGACAAUGACACACGUCUACUUCUCCAUCUGUUCAAUCAAGCCGACAUUGGCGGUGGCGGCAGCGGCAUCGACCCAUCCACAUUUGUCAACAUAAUGCUCAAGAUCAAAAUGUGGAUGGAGUGGGCCAAGCCCAUCGUCUACCAGCUGUCCUACCCAGCCAUCACCAUCAUGGACAUGACAAUAUCCUUGGCACUGUGGUUUGCCGCGCGUGGCGAGGGCCUGGUGCAUGGACGCGAGCAAGAGUAUGGACGCGUAAUGACCACAUGCAAAGUGUUGCUGAUGGGUUCAGGUGCAGACGAGCAACUGGCAGGCUACGGACGACAUCGCAGUGCAUUCGCCAGGGGUUCCUGGCAGGUGUUGCAAGGCGAGUUGAACAAAGACUUCAACAGAAUAUGGAAGCGCAACCUUGGUCGUGAUGACAGAGUGAUCAGCAGCAAUAGACGCGAGCCAAGAUUCCCCUAUCUCGAUGAGAAUGUCAUCGAGUACCUCAACAGUGUGCCCCUAUCCUACGUUUGCGAUCUCAGUCUAGCACAAGGCACUGGCGACAAAAGGAUAUUGCGAGAGCUCGCAAAGACAUUGGGCCUUACAGCAUCGACUUGUUUAAUCAAGAAGGCGAUCCAGUUCGGAUCGAGGUCCAGCAAGCAGCUGAACAAGAAUGUUCCAGCAAGGAUCACCCAGAAAUGCGGUGUUCAGACCUUUUCAUUCAGCAGACCACUCUAUCAGCCCGAGCUAGAAGGUGGAAGUGGGAAUGCGGGUGCCAAUAAGACAACAGCCAACAAGAAGAAAGACAGAUCAAAGAUAACAAAGCCAUCAUCUCCAACACAACCAACACCAAUCGCGCCAAUAGGAGAUGUUGUUGGAACCAACACAUCAUCAUCAUCUUCAUCAGGGCAUGGGCAAGUUGGUUCUACUGCAGUACCACCACAUCAGCCAACGACACAAUCACACAAG